GAAAAAAGAAAAAGAAAAUCAUUAUUCAACUUCUCUCUCCUCCAUCAUCAUCAUCAUCAUCGCCAUCGUCGGCCUCUUCCUCUCUCUAAAAAGUUGAAUUCCUUUACCUCUUUCAUUGCGAAUUCCCUCAAAGGCCAAUCUUCGAAUUGCCCUAAUUCGCCACUUUUCCCCAUUUGAGGAUUCUUCUGAUCCUCCGCUACACGAUCCCCUUCAUCAUUUCUUCCCCGAUCCUCUUUUCCAGGGAAGACUCUUCUGUUAUUUCUUUUUUUUUCUUUCUUAUUUCUCUUGAAUUUUGCUUUGUUUUCAAUCGAUUUGUUCGGAGAAAAAGGUUAGGAUAUCGGCGACAUGAGCUUUCAAGAUAUCGAGGCUGGUCGCCCCUUUGCUUCUUCGAGGAGAGACCUCAUCAAUGGCAAACAAGAUCCUACGCAAGCUGUUGCUUCCGGUAUAUUUCAGAUUAAUACUGCCGUUGCUACGUUUCAAAGGCUUGUUAAUACCUUAGGUACACCAAAGGAUACGCCUGAGCUACGCGAGAAGCUGCACAAGACAAGGUUACAUAUUGGACAGUUGGUUAAAGACACUUCUGCUAAACUUAAACAAGCCAGCGAUAUAGAUCAUCAUGCUGAAGUGAAUGCCAGCAAGAAAAUUGCAGAUGCUAAACUUGCGAAAGAUUUUCAAGCAGUGUUGAAAGAGUUUCAGAAGGCUCAACGACUUGCAGCCGAGAGGGAAACAGCAUAUUCACCUUUUGUUCCCCAAACUAAUCUACCUUCUAGCUACACAGCUGGGGAGGCAGAUGCAAGCUCAGAAAAGAAUCUUGAACAGCGUGCCCUUCUUGUGGAAUCCAGGAGGCAAGAGGUCUUGCUGUUGGACAAUGAAAUAGCCUUCAAUGAGGCAAUAAUUGAGGAAAGAGAGCAAGGCAUUCAUGAAAUCCAGCAGCAAAUUGGAGAAGUGAAUGAAAUUUUUAAAGAUCUUGCAGUUCUAGUUCAUGAACAGGGAGCAAUGAUUGAUGAUAUUGGAUCCAACAUAGAGGGGGCACAUGCUGCAACGUCACAGGGAACAACUCAACUUGUAAAAGCUUCAAAGACACAAAGAUCGAAUUCAUCUCUGGCUUGCUUACUUUUGGUGAUAUUUGGUAUUAUCCUCCUCAUUGUGAUCAUAAUAGUCGUUGCUUAAAAGAAAGAAGUAUGCAUUGACUUGACUCAAGAAACUUGCUGCUGUUGUAGCAAACGUCAAAUCUCUCUCUCUCUCUCUCUCCUGUUAGUUUCUUUUGAUUAAGUUUUACAAUUGUGUCUUGAGAUCCUUGCAUUCUUGGAAAAGGGAUGCGGUUGUGAAGGGGCUCUAUGUAUACUAUGUCGAGAACCCGCCUUCAAAGUAUACACAUCGCUUCUAUCAGGUCGACCAUUUCUCUUCCGUUUGAAAAUGUUAUAACCUCUGUUUGUGUGAAA
Messenger RNA from Cucumis melo (muskmelon), 1442 nucleotides. Its product is annotated as syntaxin-22. Gene Ontology annotation, cellular component: endomembrane system; SNARE complex; membrane. The transcript is spliced from 7 exons. The record is from RefSeq and is a predicted model, not a curated record. Gene Ontology annotation, biological process: intracellular protein transport; vesicle fusion; vesicle-mediated transport. Gene Ontology annotation, molecular function: SNARE binding; SNAP receptor activity. Lineage: Eukaryota; Viridiplantae; Streptophyta; Magnoliopsida; Cucurbitales; Cucurbitaceae. Bases 346 to 1170 code for a protein of 274 amino acids.